Molecule: messenger RNA, 5983 nt
Organism: Folsomia candida
Lineage: Eukaryota; Metazoa; Arthropoda; Collembola; Entomobryomorpha; Isotomidae
Product: terminal nucleotidyltransferase 5C
Exons: 15
Coding region: 897-2648 (583 amino acids)
Biological process (GO): mRNA stabilization
Molecular function (GO): poly(A) RNA polymerase activity; RNA binding
Source: RefSeq, a predicted model, not a curated record
UGUGUUCAACGAAGGAAAGUAAGUGUGGGUUUGGCAGCUAAGAAGUAUUAACGUCUAAUUUAUCUACUUGGUUGGAUUGGAUCCGUUCAUACGAACGUAACAAGUUCCACUAAUAAUACGAACGUAUUCUCUGUUGGUGAGAAGAAAAGUGUGACAUUUUUACAUUUUAACAGAAUUUUUGUCUCAAAUUAAGUAAUUUCUAAAAGUUUUCCUUCGACACGGUGCAGCCCAGUUUCAAAAGAGUGAAUAUUUACCAAAGUGCAUUAACUUUUAGGACAAAAGUGGAAAUAUUUUAGGAAGGAAGGAAGAAAAAGAGGAUUUGAUCAAAUCAAGUGUGUAUUUAGAAAAAAUUAAGCACUGAACUGUAUAAAACUAUUUAAUAAGUGCAGCCAAAUAAGUGAUCUGGAAACUUUGAAAUUUUAAGGAAAUAUAGCAACCAUUCCAUACAUCAUCCGGACAUACUUAAGAACUCAAUCAUUAUCAUUUAAAAACGCAGAUUUGCAUCUCAACUUCCAGUGACUCUGAACUGGAGAUAAACAAUCUUUCUUUCUCGUCGUUGGACAGUACUAAAAGUGGAAAAGGAAUAUAAUCCAGUCACGUCCAGCAAGUUGGCUAGAGAGCAAGAACCAAAAACCAAACCAAGUAGUGACCUGGACAUUCGUUUAUUUUAGUGGAACUUUUUCUCUCACUGUUAGUGAAACCUCUAUCUAUUAAAAAAACUUUGGGAAUUUCGUUCGUUCGUGCUAAAAGGUAAUAAUUUCGACGACCACGACGACGACAAAUCUGGAUCCGCAAACAGUUAAUUUUGUGAUUGAAUUUUGGAGAGAAAGAGAGUAAACUUUCUCGCAAAGGAGUAGUAGAUCGUACUGAAGGAUUCGUUUUUAAUCGAGAGGAGGAUGAUCAAAGAGACAAAGUUCCUUAAGGUGGAGUCGGGGAAGAAAGAAGUGGGGACAGAUGACUUUGAUUCUCUGAGUGUUACUGACAGCGGAGUUUUUAGUGACAAUGACGCCUGCAGUUCUGGACGUGCUUCGCCCAUUUCGUCCUGCAAGGAUGGAGGAACGUCAUCGACAGCCUCAGCGAAAGCAGUAUCAGCAGGAACCCAUGUCGCAGCGGACAGAGACCGAUUCGCAAUCCUCAGCUAUGAACAAGUCACCCGCGUCGACAGCAUCUUGAAUGAAAUGGUGGCUCUCGAAGGACGAGGAAAUUUCCCUGCGUUGGAAUUGAAGUUGAAAGACCUACUGACUGCUGUGAAGGAUCGUUUGGUCCAGGAAGGAAUCAAGAUUCGUGAUAUCCGACUUAAUGGCGGAGCUGCUAGUUAUGCACUGAAGGACCGUUUGGACUACUGCUGCGUGUGUGGAAUGGUUUACCAACCUUCCGGAAGUGGAGACUGUGGAAUGGUGUGUUCUUGUCCCGAACAAACCAAAAACUUUUCGGGUUCAAUACUUCCUUGGUCACAUGUUGCUGCUGACAUUGAUCUCAUCUUUGGAAUGGAGUUAUUGACAGCCAAACAUUUUGAUCGGGUCAAGACUGCAGUACUGCAGGCUCUUCUGGAUCUCUUGCCGGAGAAUGUGAGCCGAAAGCGAAUGUCUCCUUGUGCUUUGAAGGAAGCGUAUGUGUCCAAGAUGGUGAAAGUCUGUGAAGGAGACCGCUGGUCCCUGAUUGCUUUGGGAAAUGGGUCCGUGAAUCAAGUGAACUCAAGCAGUAAAGGGCGAAGCUGCUCAGUCGAGUUGAAAUUUGUAGAUACAAUGCGUCGCCAGUACGAGUUCUCAGUGGACAGCUUUCAGAUUGUUCUUGAUUCUUUGAUGUUGUUUUACAAGUGUUCCGCUGUUCCUAUGUGUAGCAGAUUUUACCCAACUGUUGUGGGAGAGUCUGUCUUUGGAGAUUUUUAUGGUGCGCUUUACCAUCUCCAAAAUGGUCUGAUUGCUACUAAUUCACCAGAGGAAAUUCGGGGCGGAGGACUCCUUAAAUAUUGUAACCUUCUGGUGCGAGGAAACAGACCGGCGGAUAUUCAUUCCAUUCCUCCCCUUCAGCGGUACAUGUGCUCCAGGUUUUUCAUUGAUUUCCCAGAGGUGGAACAACAAGAAUCAAAAUUGCGAACCUACCUUGCUAAUCACAUGUCUGGAGUUUCUGCAAAACUCCGAUAUGCUUUCCUGAUAACCCUUUAUCACGUCGUGGACAGCUCAACCGUAUGUCUGAUGGGUCAUGAACGUCGCCUGACGCUGCAGCUUAUUCAGAGAUUAGCUUGUGAGCUUUUCAACACCGAUGGACGUCAAGGGAUUUACGGUUCUCAACCAAGUCACCUGUAUCCGUGCUAUCCCACAACCACGUAUUACAUGCCGCAACAAAACUCAUCAGGAUCAACGUCGGCAAUCGCAGUCGAGUCUGUCACUUCCUCCAAUGGCACCACCUACUAUUCUCCCCCAGCCGCGGCGGCUUCCACGUCAUCUCCGGCCAUUUUGACGACAACACAAAAUUACUCGCACCAGAGACAUCCUACCAACAACAAGUUGUGUCCCAACACAAAAUCCACUGCGAAUAAUAACAAGACUCAACCCCAACGACAUUCUCAAUCAACAACAUCAAGUCAGAACAUUGCCAAGCCUUCUUCAACCUCUUCUUCAGUCCCCCUUUUGACCGCCACCUCAUGAAAUGGGUGGUCAAAAGCUCGAUCCGUGGGAGAACCUAUUAUAUAUUUAAUAUUUAAGUUAACAUACACACAUUCGACUCAGACUGUCGAAUAAUAUCACAUAAAAAAUCAUUCUGUACUCUAUUCUAGAAGCAAGCAUCUAAAAUGAGCUGUAGCGAGAAGCAUAUUAUGUAGAGAGGCGCAAAAGUAUUCGCCAUUAGCUUAACCUGGCGACAGAAAAGGAGAGAAAGUAACCUAAAUACUAUAUUACCUAGAUAAAUUUACUGCCAAAAAAGAGGGUAUUAUCUUAUCACCAAACAAGAAAUUAUUAGUACAUCAUCAUCACCAGAAUUAUAGAAAAAGGCCUAAAAAAUUAAGAAAAAUGAAUUUGAAAUUCUCACUCUCUCAAUAUUUCCCCUCUUUCUCUACCUUUCGUGUCAAAGGUCUCUGUUAGCUGGGCGGAUCAAAUUAUCAAAAUUUUCUUUUUCCAUAAAAUCGCAAAAAUUCCACUGCUUCUAAUAUUUAUCACUUAUCAAUGUUUUAAAAGAUAACAUAUGAAUACCUUAAGAAGAAGAUUGACAAAAAGGGGUCUAUGUUAACUCAAAGGAAUGCAUGGAACAUUGUUUGCUCUUGGUAUGUGUAUAUGUGUCAAAAAAAAUUGAGAGGGGUAUGUCUACACUAUUAAAGCGAAAGUUGAUACACUUUGCGGAAUUUUCUUCUCAAAUUAUGAAUAGUUAAAUAAAUACAUUUGGACUGUAUCUCGUACCAUUAAACGUUUAAGCGUCUGAAACUCUGAAAAGUCCGAAUUAUAAUGGACGACGUUAACAGUUUAAUUGGUCGGAUACUUUAAAAAUACGCUUCCAUAUUACUAACUAAUUAUUACCUUGUUUGUCUUUUGAACUAAAUUUCUUCUUCUCUGAUUUCAAAUUCAAACGAUAACUUAUGUCCUUUGUGAUGAUGAAUUUCAUAAAUGCGAAGCUGCAGUCUUCUACAUAUUUUAUCAGAGAAAAAAAUUCGCCAUACAGAAAAUUAUGAUUACACAAAGUGUGAAAUAAUAUGUACCUUGAUUAGACUGUGGCAUUUUGUGUGUCACUAAAUUAAAUAUUCCUCCUCUUCAAUUAACUAAAUAGAGAGUUGUUGGUUCAAUAUGAUGAAUGUGCUAUUUUUAUUAUUAUUAUCCUAGUUAAUUAAUUACGAAUUCACAGUAGUUGGUGACCAUCUCAAAAAAAAUCUUGUCAUUUACUUAUAUUUUAUAAGAAAAAAAUAUUACAUAUUAUCCACUCUGAAGAAAACCCAAUUGCCAUAAAAAAUUAUCUAUAUUCGAAUAUCUAGUUUUUUUCUUUCUCUUUUUAUUAUUAAAGUAUAUUUUCUUACUGCAUGAAUUUAGUAAAAUCAAAUUCUUUGAGUUUUUGCUGAAAAUAUAUUAACAUUUAUUAUGAUCUAUGAGGAACCAAGACUAUGAUGAUAUCUACUAACUAAAAAAAUGUGUACCUAUUAAUUAAACAUUUCUGCUCCUAAUUAAUUAACUAUUUCCUCAUAAUAAUUAAUUAAUCCAUCCCUGGGUUUUAUAGUACUAAUGAAAAAUAGCAGGUUUUUUUCCCCUCUGAUUGAUUACAUUACAUACAUUAACGACUUAUCACUUCCUUGAAAGACUUGAGAAUUUGAAGAAUUAUUAAUUAUUGUUAUGAUGCUGUUUCAUCAAUAAUAGUGAAAAAAAUACUGAAUAGAAAUGUCAUGGACUGAUGAAAGAUGUGAAAAUAUGCUGUCUUAUUAUUACUACUAAAACUUACUUUUUUUGUCUCUUAUUAAUUUUUUUAGCAGUAAUUAAAAAAAUGCAUAAUACAUUUACAUACAUAAAAAAUAUCUAUUAAUGCUGCUUUAUAUACAAUUAGCAAAUGCAAGUAGUCGAGUCGGUCGCCAACAAGUAAAAUUAUUGAUGUCUCAUUAGUACAAUCUUAUAAAAAUAUGAUGAUAAAUAAAUGUUAAGAUACACACAUUAUUAUUAAUUUAAUUCUACUUUUAUGUAUGAUUAUCUAAAAUUUAUGCAGAAUUGUGCAGGGUACGGCAGGUCGAGUAUAAUAUUCAUAUUUUUAAUUUUGCAAUGUGCGAUUUUUUUCAAUCACCAAUUAAUUUGUAACGUAACAUAAGUAAUUAUUUACCUUUAGUAGAAAAAUAUCCAACAUAAUUUUACAAGAAAGAAGAAAAAAUGUGCAAUUUAGUUCCUCAAAUUGCAACUUUUGCCAAAUGUCAAUGAAUAUUAAUCGAAUGAAGCUUGGUUUUGGAAAAAAGUACAAAAAAAUCAUCUGUGACUAUCUUACAAUCAAAUUAAAAGGAAAGUGAAAAAAAUAAAAGUUAAGUAUCGUAUAUAUUGUAAGGAUGGAUUACAUACAAGUUUAUUCAAAUCCAUCCGCCGGAAGUAGAACUAAAAAUAUGUGUAUGCAAAUGAUGAACCGUGUAGUUUCCUAAAAAUACUUGUUAGUUUAGUAAAAAUAGUAAAUAUUUCCGUGUAGAAGUUUGACAAAUUCCGAGAUUUUAUUAUUUACUUUAAUUAUCUACCAGCAGCCAAGUUUCAAAUGCUAAUGCAAAAAUUAUUAGUAAAAAUGCAAAAGUCUAUUAAUGCAGCAGCCCAGUUAAGUUUAAGAAACUUUAUAUUUUCGGGUUAUCAAUUUGCUGGUGAAAGCGAGAGAAAAGAGAAAAAUGGUGAUAAUACAUACUAAAUAAUGAUUCAGAAAUAUGUACUCCAAUUUUUAAACAUGAUACGAAAUAUCACAUACAGAGCGUGCUCCAUAAAAAAAUUACCGUUGUUUACAUACAUACCUUACCUAAAAAAGUUAGCUGUCCGAUAAGCCAGCCAUCAUGAUGAUACCUAACCUACCUUAAUUUCGACAGGUUAAAGACAAUUAUUUCUCAGUUAUCACAAUGAAUUAUAUACAAACUAUUAUCAAAUAUUUUUAGUGUUUUUUUGGGGGGUAAAAAAUAUUAACAUUUAAUAAUGAAUUAAGUAGUUAAUUAAUUAGCAGGAUGAAAAGUGAUGGUAUAAAGUUUAUUGUAAUCCAUUCUUGUAAUAUGAUGAUUGUUAUAAAAAAAAGUCCUAUCUAUUAAAUGUAUCUCUACUGCAAUGGUGGUAAUUAGUAACGACCGUACCGUGUACCGUACCGAAUGUUAUAGUUGAAACGUUGCACAAUUUAUUAUCUAAAAUAAGCUAUCAAUCAACAACAACUUAUGUACUGUCUUAUUUAUGGUUUGUAUAACUUUGAAAAAAACACAGCUUGAGAAUAUCCAAGUAUUAAAUUAAUGGAUUUAUUAAAAAUUUCAAAUAUAUUACAAUAAAACGGAUCCUGGGAGGAUUAAGUAAAC